CUGCAGCAUCAGCUGGCGUCUGGCCAUCUGCGAGCGUCGGCCCUCAACAUAUGACCUUCACACCUUGAUAGCCCAGUACUCAGACCCGGUCGGUAGCCAUGGAAGAAGCCUUCAAGCGUAAAUUCGUCUGCAGUUGGCCUGAGUGUCGUCGAUCCUUUGGAAAAGCUGAGCAUCUCCAGCGCCACCAGCGGGGUCAUACUGGUGAUGCUCGACAUGAAUGCCCGAUUUGUCAAAAGCGGUUUAUCCGGCGGGAUGUAAUGACAAGACAUGCCGCUCUCCACGGGGAGGCCGUUGGUUUGGUCAAGAAAACUCGGAAGGUGUCAUGCAAAGCAUGUGCCGCUUCGAAGCUUCGUUGUGAUGGAGCGCCUGGAACGACAUGUCGGAGAUGUCUGCACACUAGCCAACCGUGUCUCUACAUAUCAAGAGAUAGAACCCCCCAAAAUCCCCUAACACUGGAUCAGUUUGGCGAGAGUCGAAUGGAGAGCACGUUGGAGACCGGCUCAAGUAGGCCUUUUCUGCCUGAGAACUCUGCUGUCAGUACGGAACCUGGCGCCAGGCAAACCUCUGUGGCAUGCGUUGAUCCCCCCCAACCAACAUUAAGAACAAAUUGCGCACCCUUGGAAGGCAGCGCUGUUGGCCGUUUUCAAUCUCAAGCCCCUGAUGGGGUUGACUUCUCACUUGACCGCCUUUACGAUUUUUCAACUGACCCGUUUGAAAGCUAUAUGGGAUGGAGCUACAGUGGAGAGGAGAUCAAUAUUUUUACGGAUUCCAACGAGUUUUCCCCUGUUAUACCGCCAGCGUGCUGGCCCUCUCUUUCAACACCCAUGCAUUCGCCUGCGCACUCGGCGCAAAGAGCAGUACACGAUGCGUCAUAUAUCACAUUAAUACGAGAUGCGCAGCCGGCCGAUAGCCCCUGGCCACAUGUCUACAAGCCCAGCAGAGACGAUGAACAAUUGAGUAUCAUCGAAGUAGAUCCAUGUUCAACCUUACAGCCGAUCUUCCAAUGGGAAUGCCCUGAUCAUGUCGAUAUUUCCACUCGCGAAGCAAUAUUGUCAGUCAUAAACCGUGCUCAUCAGCCGCAUUGGCCGACGGUCGACGUGUCCGCCUUUCCGUCAACCCGCACAUUGUCUACUUGCAUCAAUUUUUACUUUCAGCAUUUCCACGAAACCCUGCCAAUCCUUUGCCGCUCAUCCUUCCAAUCAGGUGAGCACAGUCCAGUUCUAUUGUUGGCCAUGGCAGCCAUUGGGGCUAUGUACUCCCCAAAGCGAAUGACCAGACUUGCUGUAGGCCUCAAUGAAUUGUGCAGGAGAGCAAUUGUAUACCUGAGAGAAAGUGACCGGCAUCUCAUGUUUGAUACUUCGAUCGUGCAGGCCUGGUUGCUCCAGUCGAUCUUCGGACUUUUCUGCGGUUCUCGACUGCUCUACCACCAUGCCGAAGUUAGUCGUGGUGGAUUGGUCACGGCCGCUCGGCGAAUGCACCUUCUUCGCCCAGCGUUUUCUUUUGUCAAAGAGCUCGAACAGCACGGAGGGACCGCCUCCACUGACGAAUUAGAGAAAGCACGUAUGAAGGACGAGGAGCGUUGUAGGCUAGGCUGGGGGGUUUAUCUCUAUGACAUGCAAAUCUCCGCUUUGUUGAAUAUCUCGCCUCAUUUUUCAGUCGGUGAGGUUGAUAUAUCACUUCCUUGGAACGAGGACGUUUGGGAAUCCCGCUCUCCUCACACACAUGAUGACUCUGCUCAGCCAUCAAGUGGCACCCUCAAUUUCCGUCAAGUUCUUGAGGACCUGCUAUCAGUGGGCAAGCUGCCACAGACAUUGAGCCCGUUUGCUCUCUCUAUAAUUGCACAUACCCUCCACAGGCUUUGUUCCGACGCGGCUUCCUUAGACUCACUUUGUGUAGCCCAGCCAGUCGAUAAUCCUUCGUUCUAUCGACUACCAUUUCCGGCGAAUAUCAAGCACAAUCCACAGAGAUUACUUGAUCAGUUAUCCGUGUACUUUCAUUCGCUGUCCCUUCCACCUACCCCUUCUCUUCUGAGUGUGUCGGCUCUAUCUCAUCUUGGGCAUCUGCAGUUCACAUGGACUGGAUUUCUGGACAAAGUGAAAAUCGCUGCUGGCAAGUCAGGGACCGAGGAGAGCAAGCUCAAUGCACGCUCAUGGCUUUCCUCCAAAAUCUCGGAUGAUGUGGUCGGUGCAAGGUCUAUUCUUGUCCAUGCCGGGCGACUCAAUGCCCUCCUUAUUCGAUUUCCGUUCGACAAUCCCUGCGAAACACUGUGGAUGUUUUACGCUGCGCUGGCAUUGUGGGCGAUUAUAAAAUUCGGCAGUGAUUUGAAUAUCUCGUCCUCUGGUUCUAAGCGAACAGUCGUAACAUGGUCUGAAUUUGAUAAUGCUGAUGAGUGGAUUCAACAUGGAGGCCAGGUUUUUUUUCAAGGCCUUGGAAAUCUGGCGGACCUGCCGAUAUCCAAACUCUUGUCUACGUUUUACGAACGACUGGAGUUCAUGUCAUGGGGUGUCUCCGUACAAUUUCGCCAUGUGCUGUUGGAUCUAGCGAAGGAAACUGCUUAAGUCGAGUAUCGUUCUGAAGACACCUAAACUAAAACACAGAAUCAGUCUACACCGAGCGAUGAUGUCUGGCUAGAAGACUCAAUAGUUAGGUAGUUGAAGUGGAGACCCGAAAUGAAUCCAUCAUCCACUCGGGGUCUCCACUACAUAUAUCCCCAACGUUGGCCGAGAAAACCCCACAUCCAUCGGAGUUGUUCGAGGUUGAUUUGGAGGAGAAUUUCUCCUUUCUUUGUUCAUAUAUAGACAAGGUCACUUCACUUUUACCAACAAGCGUGUGAAUCUGCAACCACAAAGAUGUCCGUUCCGUCUCAUUUUAAGCUCAACACCGGCGGCUCAAUACCCGCAGUUGGACUCGG
Molecule: messenger RNA, 2911 nt
Organism: Aspergillus calidoustus
Lineage: Eukaryota; Fungi; Ascomycota; Eurotiomycetes; Eurotiales; Aspergillaceae
Source: the annotation of a GenBank genome assembly